Molecule: messenger RNA, 2097 nt
Organism: Lindgomyces ingoldianus
Lineage: Eukaryota; Fungi; Ascomycota; Dothideomycetes; Pleosporales; Lindgomycetaceae
Exons: 4
Coding region: 1-2097 (698 amino acids)
Biological process (GO): regulation of DNA-templated transcription
Molecular function (GO): zinc ion binding; DNA-binding transcription factor activity, RNA polymerase II-specific
Source: RefSeq, a predicted model, not a curated record
AUGGCCGCUGUUACGCCCUCUCCAGAUGUUAGUCCCGUGUCAGCAGCAACGACCAAUGGACAGUUCCCGCGAGACUCCUUCUGCCUUAAUCUUUCCACUCUGCCGGACGCGAGCAAUUUUGUCUUGAAGUCGACGCUCAAGUCUCCCCAUCUCCUAGAGUCUCCGAAUGGCUUUUACACUGGCACCGGAGCGCUGAACGGAAAUUUCAAGAAACGACCCCGCAAUAUGUCCCAAUCUUCGGGUACAGAUCGUGAGAUGUCCACAGACACUACACAAGCUCAAACCAAUGGUGCCGCGCCCACCAGCAACGGUGAGCCGCGCCCAAACACCAAGAAGCGCCCCAGUACCGACACAAUAGACUAUCCGCGUCGGCGCGCAACCAUUGCGUGUGAAAUCUGUCGGUCUAGGAAGUCUCGGUGCGAUGGGUCAAGACCCAAGUGCCGUUUAUGUACGGAGCUCAACGCAGAGUGCAUCUAUCGAGAACCUGGAAUCAAGCUGGACGCUGGCGACAAGCUUAUUCUCGAGCAUCUGAGCCGUAUUGAGGGUCUGCUGCAGUCCAAUCUUGCGAAUGGACUCGGCCUUUCAACACACUCGCCCGCUGCGAGUAACUCUACGAGUGAGGAGCUUUUAGCUCGUAGCACCGGCAACAUGGCUGCUUUAGGGUUAAUUCCCGCUAUGAAUGGCCUUGGGACUUGGAACAACUCAUCCUCGAACAUAUCCACCAUGCCGAAGACUCACACGACUCCAGCGCUGCAUCUGCUUAAGAUGCCCAUGAUUCGCGAGCUUGUUUCCCGACCAUACGACCCGCAAGUUUUACUCCAGCUCGAGAUGAACCGAGAGCCUCUGUCCCUCGGUACAUCGCUAGGUUUGGAUUUGUCCAAUACGGGUGCAUACGUACAAGCUUUUUUCGAGCGGGUCAAUGUCUGGUACGCGUGUGUAAAUCCAUAUACUUGGACAAGUUACUAUCAGACAGCCCUUUCUCAUGGUUUCCGCGAAGGUCCCGAAAGCUGUAUCGUCCUUCUAGUGCUUGCCCUUGGCCAUGCUGGGAGCGAAGGCAGCAUUUCUCAGCAACCUCCCGAUAAAGACCCUCCUGGAUUGGCAUACUUCUCUGCAGCUUGGGCGCUUCUACCCAGUUUGGUGACAAGAAACAGUCUGCUUUCUGCGCAAUGUCAAAUACUAGCUGCUGCCUAUCUAUUCUACUUGGUUCGGCCUUUGGAAGCUUGGAAUGUCAUGACGAGCGCCAGCAUGAAGUUGCAACUGCUCUUGGGCGCACCCGGGAGACUCCCGCCUCAUGAAAAGGAACUUAGCGAAAGAGUGUACUGGAACACUUUGAUGUUUGAAAGUGAUCUCCUAGCAGAGUUAGACCUGCCUCAUUCCGGAAUUGCCCCUCUUGAGGAAACGGUUGGUUUACCCGGCGGCUUCGAAGAUGUCGGAGCUGAAGCUCUCGGAAGAGACGAAUUAUGGUACUUCCUGGCUGAAAUCGCUCUUCGAAGACUCCUGAACCGAGUGAGCCAUUUGAUAUACGCCAAAACAAAUCCGAUUACGUCGAUCGCUCAGUUGGAUCCCCUGGUCGCCGAGCUGGACUACCAGUUGACUCAGUGGUAUGAAGGACUCCCAAUGCCCAUCCAAUUUCCCCACGGCAGAGUCCCGCUCCAAAACACUGUUCAGACUGUGCUGAGGCUACGAUACUUCGCCUGUCGCACAAUCAUUUUCCGGCCGUAUAUUCUCCUGGUCCUUCAAGAUGAGAAUCUAGCACUCGACCCCAACGUACAGGACAAUUGUAGGAAGUGCCUCGAAGCAUGCAUCCGCCAGCUCGAACACAUCACCGCGCAUCACGCUGGUCACCUUCCGUAUCUCUGGCAAGGCGCCCUUUCUAUCGUUUCGCAAACCCUUCUUGUUAUGGGCGCAACUAUGUCCCCUUCCCUCUCUGCACUGCUUCCACCUCCCCACCAGAUGGACAUUAUCAUCGACGAUGUUGUUCUUGAAAUAGAACGCUAUGCACGACUUGCGCCAAGUCUCCAGCUCUCUGCUGAAAUCAUUCGGGAGGCAGAACAGCGGCGGCAAGAUUGGCUCCGCCGAGCUGGACUGAAAGUGUGA